Messenger RNA from Lipotes vexillifer (Yangtze River dolphin), 1645 nucleotides. It is a transcript of the gene UCKL1, whose product is annotated as uridine-cytidine kinase 1 like 1. Bases 38 to 1639 code for a protein of 533 amino acids. The record is from RefSeq and is a predicted model, not a curated record. Gene Ontology annotation, molecular function: ATP binding; kinase activity. NCBI's taxonomy places the organism in Eukaryota, Metazoa, Chordata, Mammalia, Artiodactyla, Lipotidae. The transcript is spliced from 15 exons.
AUCACCCUGCUGUGCCGGUUUCCCCUGCGUCCUGGCCAUGAGCAGCCCCCAAGCUUACCCUGGCAUCAGGGUCUCGGGGUGCUGGACCCUUGGAGCAGAAAGCAGCAGCAACGCAGAGUCCUUGGACAGGCUUCUCCCACCUGUGGGCGCCGGGCGCUCGCCCCGGAAGCGCACCACCAGCCAGUGCAAGUCCGAGCCGCCCCUGCUGCGCACCAGCAAGCGCACCAUCUACACGGCAGGGCGGCCGCCCUGGUACAACGAGCACGGCACCCAGUCCAAGGAGGCCUUCGCCAUCGGCCUGGGAGGCGGCAGUGCUUCUGGGAAGACCACUGUGGCCAGGAUGAUCAUUGAGGCCCUGGACGUGCCCUGGGUGGUCUUGCUGUCCAUGGAUUCCUUCUACAAGGUGCUCACCAGGCAGCAGCAGGAGCAGGCCGCCCACAACAACUUCAACUUCGACCACCCAGAUGCCUUUGACUUCGACCUCAUCAUCUCCACCCUCAAGAAGCUGAAGCAGGGCAAGAGCGUCAAGGUGCCCGUCUACGACUUCACCACCCACAGCCGGAAGAAGGGCUGGAAGACGCUCUAUGGUGCAAACGUCAUCAUUUUCGAGGGCAUCAUGGCUUUUGCUGACAAGACACUGCUGGAGCUCCUGGACAUGAAAAUCUUCGUGGACACGGACUCUGACAUCCGCCUCGUGCGGCGGCUGCGCCGUGACAUUAGCGAGCGGGGCCGGGACAUCGAGGGUGUCAUCAAGCAGUACAACAAGUUUGUGAAGCCCGCCUUCGAUCAGUACAUCCAGCCCACCAUGCGCGUGGCGGACAUUGUGGUGCCCCGGGGGAGCGGGAACACAGUGGCCAUCGAUCUGAUCGUGCAGCACGUGCACAGCCAGCUGGAAGAGCGUGAGCUCAGUGUCAGGGCCGCGCUGGCCUCAGCGCACCAGUGCCACCCCCUGCCCCGGACGCUGAGUGUCCUCAAGAGCACGCCGCAGGUGCGGGGCAUGCACACCAUCAUCAGGGACCGGGAGACCAGCCGCGACGAGUUCAUUUUCUACUCGAAGAGGCUGAUGCGGCUGCUCAUCGAGCACGCGCUCUCCUUCCUGCCCUUCCAGGACUGCGUCGUGCAGACCCCGCAGGGCCAGGACUACUCCGGCAAGUGCUACGCGGGGAAGCAGAUCACAGGCGUGUCCAUCCUGCGGGCCGGUGAGACCAUGGAGCCUGCGCUGCGGGCCGUGUGCAAGGACGUGCGCAUCGGCACGAUCCUCAUCCAGACCAACCAGCUCACCGGGGAGCCCGAGCUCCACUACCUGCGGCUCCCCAAGGACAUCAGUGACGACCACGUGAUCCUGAUGGACUGCACAGUGUCCACUGGCGCGGCGGCCAUGAUGGCGGUGCGGGUGCUGCUGGACCACGACGUGCCCGAGGACAAGAUCUUCCUGCUGUCGCUGCUCAUGGCGGAGAUGGGCGUCCACUCGGUGGCCUAUGCCUUCCCGCGCGUGAGAAUCAUCACCACGGCGGUCGACAAGCGCGUCAACGACCUCUUCCGCAUCAUCCCCGGCAUAGGGAACUUCGGCGACCGCUACUUCGGGACCGACGCCGUCCCCGACGGCAGCGAUGAGGAGGAAGGGGGCCCCGCGGGGUAGCCGCCC